Plectropomus leopardus (leopard coralgrouper) is the source of this 4350-nucleotide messenger RNA. Its product is annotated as TSC22 domain family protein 1. Lineage: Eukaryota; Metazoa; Chordata; Actinopteri; Perciformes; Serranidae. Gene Ontology annotation, cellular component: nucleus; cytosol. The record is from RefSeq and is a predicted model, not a curated record. Gene Ontology annotation, biological process: positive regulation of cell population proliferation; negative regulation of apoptotic process; regulation of transcription by RNA polymerase II.
CUGACAGCCCGGCCGUUAGCUGCUGCUGCUCACCGGCAAUGAGACAGCAAACACGGACUCCAUAAGACGCUCCGAGAUGGACUUAGCGGACACUUUUCACCACUACAAAGACGGAUAUUAUCUGGACACCGUUGUCUGUUGACAUCACACGGAGUUUAUUACUCGCCCGGGUUAUUUCUGUCUCGGGGAAAAAGGAGACUCGACGUCCGGGGAAAGGAAUUGAUGCGACGGCUGAUUUCCUGCGACAUUCACCGGCCAGCUAAGAAGCUUUCACAUUCACUUUGAAGACCACCUGAGUACACUAAUCUGGGUUAUUUAUUAAUUUUCGAUUGCUUGACUUUGACACUAAUAUCUGCGAAAUACUCAUAAGUAGUAAAGAGAGGGUACACCAAGUUCUCGGAGAGCGUAGCUAAUCGCAGCUUUAAGCUAACCAACGGCUAGCUGAAUUUCGCAUUCUUUGUUUAUUUUGUUUGCGUGGUUUAACUUAGUGUUUUUAAUCUUUCUGGAGUUGGAUAAAUACAUGUGAAAAGAAAAGGGACGUCGCUGUUACGAUAAGUUUGAUCGUAACUACAGCCUUUGGCGUUUAGCUGGAUUUUUAAAGGACAUAAAUCAUCUGACUUCUCACUUAUGGCUCGUUAGUAUCGCGGUACUGCAGCUGACCCAGCUAGCUAGCAUCUGUUUUAGCUAGUCGGUAGCCACUGCUUGGCCUUCAGUAACCAGCUGACGGCAAAGAUGCACCACCAGGACUUUUCUGGAGACCCUCCUGGGACCGGGAGUAGGAAAGGUUUUCACUACCGGAGAGGCAGCAGCGGUGCGUCCUCUGCAGCCGGCGGCGGUGGAGCAGUCAACACGGCCGACGACAAUCCAACACAGGCUGGAUCCAACUCUCCCGGACUGCACCACCAGCCUCAGUCUCAAACUGCCGGCGCCCAGGUAAAGAAGAAGAGUGGCUUCCAGAUCACAAGUGUCACCUCAGCUCAGAUCAACGUGAGCGGCAACAACAGCUUAGCAGAUGAUACAGAAAGCUACGAUGAUAUGGAUGAGUCCCACACUGAAGACCUCUCCUCCUCUGAUAUGCUGGAUGUUUCCGUGUCCAGGGCCACAGAUACAGGUGUCCCGGAUAGAAGCUCUUCUGAUGAGACACUCAACAGUCUCCAUGGGGUUGACACACCUGGAAUUGUGUCCCCAAACGAGCCCCUUCACCCUCAUUCCAUCCCUCAGGGGUCUCAGCAGCACGCCUCAAUGGUAAACGGGACCAUGCAUCAUCAUUAUUAUCCUCAGCAUCAUCACUCUGAUAGCAUAGGAGGAGGUGAACCCUCCUUGCCACCUCUAUCCAUCGCUCCUUUGGCUUGCUCCAGCCCAGCUCCCAAAGCCACGUCGAGCCAGUCACAGAGGCAACCCAUGUUGGAUAACAGUAAACCAGCAGGUGUAUUGACCCAGCCACUAGCCCCUAUCGUUGGUGCCGCUGAUCCACAUCUACAAGGCAGUGUGAACAUUUCAAAUAUGUCUGCUGCUGCAGCUCCUCCUCCUGGGCCUGCAGGUUUUGACAGCACUACUGUGAGUGUGCAAAUAGCUCCUGUCGGAGGAGGCCCGUCUCUUGCUGCUCCCAACACUCAAACCCAGCACACCCAGACAGCUACUGGCUCUCGCUUUAGAGUUGUCAAACUAGAUACAAACUCUGAGCCGUUCCGCAAAGGAAGAUGGACAUGUACAGAGUAUUAUGAGAAGGAGGUUCCUCAUCCAACUACAACUGAGGCACCAAAAGGUGCAGAUGUGGCUGCAGAGACGGAGGCAGGUAACACUGGGAUUAAUCAGAGCGUACCUGUUGUACAGCCUCCUCACACGCUUCAGCCCUAUCAGCCACCAAGCCAGGACUUCACCAGUCCACAAGCCAUGCAGAGCCCACCACAGGGACUCCCCCAAACCACUCCUCUGACCUAUGUCGCACCCCAGGAGGUUGUUGCUGGGGCUCACUUGCAGAAACCAGUGGCUCCUGUCACUCUCCCAACAGCAACACCACAAGUAAGUCAGCCUCUGCCUUUAAUACCCCAGCAGCUGCCCUACACUGUGGAUCCCCUGCAGGCUCAACCCCAGGGAGUUUACCCUGCUCCCCAGUACCACGCAGGGGUCAUAGCACCAGGGAGUGUUCGACAGCCAGAUUUUAUCCAGCCCACCGCUCCCUUCCAGACCCAGGUCCAGCCUCCGCUACCGCAUGUUACAACGGGAAUCUCCAUAGCACCAGUUCCAGGAGUCACAGCUCAGCCUCAGCUGCCACAUCAAGGUCAGGUCGCCCCACCUGUCCAGGCAGCUUUUACAGGACAGCCACAGACCCUCCCAGCUCAAGCUCUCCCUCAGACACAAGUCCCGCCCCCCUCCACUGCCACAGUCCCAGUAGCACCCACACAUGGGACCCCUUACAUGCCUUUGACUGCACUACAAGCUGAUCUCCAGCCUCUCCUAAAUCUGGGUGCGACCCUUACACAGGUCCCAAGAGGAGGAAGCUCCAUAAGGACAUCCCAGCUGGAGGACGCCCAGAGGCUUCUGCUCCAGCACCAAAGUCUGCUGGGGCUGCCCAGGCUCGGGGUGGCCGCAGGUGGAGAGGGGGCUGCGGAGGCCGGCGGUGCUGCUGGAACGCUGGCCCACAUGGGGAUGUCAGCUGAGGCGAGUGCUUUCAUGGCCGCGGCUGCUGCGGGCCUCAGGACUCAGCACGCUGAAGGAGAGGAGGACAGCUCUUCCGGCGCAAGUGUGGUGGCCAUUGACAACAAGAUUGAACAGGCAAUGGACCUGGUGAAGAGCCACCUGAUGUACGCAGUGCGCGAGGAGGUGGAGGUGCUGAAGGAGCAGAUCAAGGAGCUGAUUGAGCGCAACAGUCAGCUGGAGCAGGAGAACAACCUGCUCAAGAACCUGGCCAGCCCCGAGCAGAUGGCUCAGUUCCAGGCGCAAGUCCAGACCGGCGGCUCCCCGACCGGCGCCGCACAGCCUCCGGUCCCGGCCUCCGGAACCGCGCAAGCCCUCCCCUCCACACAGAGCACCGGCACGUCCGCGUAACACAGAGGAUGAGGAGACCCACGAGGAGGAGGAGGAGGAGGAGGAGGAAGGAGUCAUGCCAUACUGUGAACUGAUGACUAUGCCACCGUCGCGAGGAGCGCACACUUCCACCGGAGGAUGAACUUUUUCUUUUGUUGCACAUUUAAUUUAACGGAAAGACUUCAGAGUUGCACCGGUGUGUGUGUGUGUGUGUGUGUCCGCUUUUUUCACGUGCUUCAGACAAUCACGGUGAUCAUGUGGGAACUGAGCCGUCGCUUGGGAGGAAGGAGCUAAACGUGACGCCGCAUGUCGAAUCCCCGUGACCUGUGUGCCAUCGUCUCUUCGCCCCACCCCAACCUGUCCAUCAGCCUAACCAUUUUUACUGUCUUAUUUUUAUUUUUUAGUGCUGCACUUUUUUUCUUUCAGACGACAAACGGUGGACGGACUUUUCGUACGACCCAUCUGGAAUGGGAUUUUUGUCGCCUUGAUGCUCUGGCGGGGUCAUAAGAAUCAUGAAAUAUAUAUUCCUCAUCGUCCACUUUGAGAAUUCUUUUUCACGUCGCCGUCCCCACCUUCACUCUCCCCCCGUCCGUGGAUGGAGCGUUAAACAUUUAUGCAGGGAAUCAAGGUUUUUUUCGGGAAAUGUUUGUGUUUGUUUAUGUAAUUAUAGUGAAAAAGUGUUGAUGGAAAGGCAAAUAAGUAGGACAUGACUGUUUCUAGGUAGUGAACUUUGUAAAAAAAAACAAAAAAACAAUUAAAUUCUGCCAAGUGCCUGGUUUCUAACCAUAGAUACAUAUAUAAGCUUUUUUAGUUUUAUCGUGUAAAUAUAUGUAUAUAUAUAUAUAUAUAUCUAUGGUUUACCAGGUUUUAACUACCUGUGAUGUCAUAACUCAGGGUGGGAACACGAGGAUUUAUUUACCUCCACACUAAGAUGCUGUCUCUCCCCGCGGUGACACACGGCCUCUCGUACUGUACGUGAACUCUCCUUAGCCGUCAACUCACUCAAAUUAUCUGGACUGUUUUAACGUAUUUUGGGGACGUGUGAUUUUUUUUUUUUUUUUUUUCAUUUUUUUUUUUUGUUUUGUUUUGUUUUGUCUUUUUGUACAAGCCAAGUGUUUUGAGUUGCUCGUCGUGGUGCAACUGGAACCCAAAUGAUGAGACUCUUGGCGAUAAAUUUAAAAAGAAAAAAAAAAGGAAAAUGCCCUCGCAGAAGUACGUGGAUGUUUUGUGCAUGUUCCUCAGCCCAUCACUAAUGUGACGUUACAAUUGCACUAGACAGUUGCACCUCAAAUAAAAAGUGGAAACAAAAAAGUAAAAAAGAAA